This is a messenger RNA of Botrytis cinerea B05.10, 1523 nucleotides long. RefSeq lists its product as hypothetical. The record is from RefSeq and is a predicted model, not a curated record. The coding region runs from base 127 to 1338 and encodes 403 amino acids. Lineage: Eukaryota; Fungi; Ascomycota; Leotiomycetes; Helotiales; Sclerotiniaceae. The transcript is spliced from 2 exons. Gene Ontology annotation, molecular function: starch binding.
GCUGCUAGGUUAUGAUUGAGAACUAUAAAGAAGAGUCAAAAUCCUAUGGUAUUUAAACGAACAAGUUCGUCAAUUUUCUUCCUUUCCAAGUGUCCUGUACAGAGGAGACAUUGAAGAGCAUACUAUAUGACAAUGUCAAGAUCUUCUACCAUUCUUUUUGUGUUGGCAGCAGCCAAUUUGGCGUCUCUAGUAGAUGCUCAUGGCUACAUGAACAUACCCUCCAGUCGAACAAGCAUCGGCCAUUCAGUUGGCAUCGACACAUGUCCCGAAUGUACUAUUCUUGAGCCCGUCUCUUCAUGGCCUGAUCUCGACGUCGCUCCAGUUGGACGCAGCGGUCCUUGCGGCUACAAUGCUCGGGUCAGCGUCGACUACAAUUACCCUUCCACAAACUGGGGUAACACCCCCGUCACCACCUAUACAGCUGGUCAAACAGUCGAUGUACAGUGGUGCGUAGACAACAACGGAGACCAUGGCGGUAUGUUCAGCUGGCGCAUCUGUCAAGACCAAUCCAUCGUGGAUAAGCUCAUCACACCCGGAUACAUCCCCACGGAUGCCGAGAAACAAGCCGCUGAGGAUUGUUUCGACGCCGGAUUACUCCCCUGUACCGACGUCACCGGAGCCACGUGCGAUUACAACGCAGAUUGCACUCCCGGACAAGCCUGUUACCGAAACGACUGGUUUACUUGCAAGGGAUUCAACAGCGGCACAAGAUGUCAAGGAGUGGAUGGCGCCGCUCUCGGCUCUUGCUACACUUCCAUCGCAGGUGGAUAUACAGUGACCAAGAAAGUCAAGAUCCCAAACUACGCAUCAAAUCACACCCUCAUAUCCCUGAAAUGGAAUUCCUUCCAAACAGGCCAAAUCUAUCUAACCUGCGCCGAUAUCGCCAUUGUCGGUUCCGGCAGCGGCGGCGGCUCCUCAAGUACCACGAGCAAAACAUCUUCCACCUCCACCACCCUCAGCACAUCGACCAAAUCGAGCACCACCACCAGCGCCACCACGGCAACCACAAGCUGCGCCUCAACCCCUUCUCUGAUUCCCGUAACCUUCAACGAGCUCGUCACCACCACCUACGGACAAACCAUCAAAGUCGCCGGCUCGGUCGCCGCUCUCGGAAACUGGGAUGUUUCCGCCGCCGUCGCAUUGUCAGCUGUAAACUACACGAGUGCGAAUCCAUUGUGGACCGGAACCGUCAUGUUGCCCCCCGGACAGGUGGUGCAGUAUAAGUAUGUGAAUGUGGCGAGUAGUGGGACGCCAACGUGGGAAAAAGAUCCCAAUCGCGUUUUUACGGUGCCCGCGGGUUGUGCGACAAAGGGGACCGUGGGGGAUACUUGGAGAUAGAGGGGCAGGGAGAGGGGGUGCUAUGUUGGCGAUUGGAUCUCGUUGUUAGUAGGUAGGUAUGCAAUGCGGAUGUUGAGAUACUGUGAUCUCAUAUGAUUGUAAAAGGAUUUGGACCUUUACAUAUAUGUGUUUUAGUUUAGUUACGAGAAUCAAACUCUUGUUUCCUACCAAACAUGUAAGAAUCA